CAAAUUUGGGAGGGUGAUAUAAUUUUGUUCAAAUAAAGAAAUAAGGUCCAACUAUCAUCACACUGGACAACGUGAUAUAGCUAUUUUUGACGGUAUUAAUUGCGUGUCUAUAUGAGAUCAGAGCACAUUGAGAGAGAAAGAAAUUGGUCGGAAACGAGAAAAAUAGAUUAUCGUGAAUCUGGAGAGAACGGAAAAUUAGAGAGAAACAGAGAAAUUGGCUCUUAGAGACAGAGAUUGGCCAGAAUCUGGACUCGGAUUCAACUGAGAGAAAGGAUUCCGGAGCUGGAAAAACGCAAUCACAAGUCUUCCGUUUCUUCCAAUUCAUUCGCCUUGUACUUUACUAUAAACCCUAAUUCUACUUUACUUUAACCCCUCUCUGAACCCAAAAUUAAAAUUUGGAGACAUUCUUCUUCUUAUACUUCUCUUUCUACAUUCAUGUUUUCCUCCCAAUUGAAUGGUUUCUUAAUUGUAACAUCAUUGCUAGUCAGCAGUUACUGUUGGAACUUUGAACAAAAAUAUCUAACCAUCUUCGGUGCUAGAGUUGAAUUAGUUUAUGAUUUUCUUAUUUACAGUAGUAAUUUGUUUGUUGAAAAGUUUAAUCGUUGAUUGAUUAUUUGUUGGAGAUUGUAAUAAUAGAUAUUGACAGAGGCUAACAUUGGCUCAUAGAAUGUCCUGUACUUCUUUGUACUUUUAGGUGGGUUGGUAAUUAAAACACGAUUCUCCAUUGGUUUUUUUUUUUAUUUUUUAAAUUUUUUCAAAACCCAAUCAUGGAUUGCGACUUGGAAACCCUAAUUAUUGAUUGAUUGGUUGGUUGCUGACGUAAUAAACCUAAAACAUUGCAUAAACCCGAAACAACAGUUAAAAGGAAUCGCCAUUUUUAGUUUGGAUUAGGACAAAGGAAGCCUGAUUGUUUCUGUGCUAUUCCUGGAACCUUUAGAAACAAAGUAACAAAGAAACCAAACCCAAGUGUUUAGAGAUAAUUAUCACAUUGUAUCUCUUCUAUGAAUGCAAAUAUGUUGUCUGAUUCUUCUUCUUCUCCUCCUGCUAGUUCUUCUCGUUUCUCUUCAUGGUUCAAGUCAUUUUGGUCAUCAGCUCUAAGAUCGAAACCCCUGACUUGCAGUGUUCCUUUAGAAAGAGUUGGAGGCCUGGUUCGACGACUUGGUCUUCUUGAUCUCAUAUUCAUUGGGCUUGGUUGCACCAUUGGUGCUGGAAUCUUUGUUAUUUCUGGCACAGCUGCACGGGAAGCCGGCCCUGGUGUCGCAGUUAGCUUUUUACUUGCUGGAUUUUCGUGUUUGCUCAAUGCCUUGUGCUAUGCAGAAUUGUCGUCAUGUCUUCCAGCUGUUGUCGGGGGAGCAUAUAUGUAUUCAUAUGCGGCAUUUAAUGAGCUUACUGCUUUUCUCAUUUUUGCACAAUUCAUAUUUGAUAGCCACAUUUCGUCAGCCACCAUAGCUCGUAGCUUGGCUAGUUAUCUGGUGAUGCUGUUGAAUAUUUUCCCCUUCUUUAAGGAAAACUGGCCUGGUUGGAUGGACCCAGGUGGAGUAGAGUUAUUUGGAGGAAUCUUAUCUGUCAAUCUAUUGGCUCCUAUUCUUGUUUUAGUUAUGACACUUAUAUUAUGCCAGGGCUUGAGAGAAUUAACCGUGCUGAAUUCAUUUAUGACUGUGACAAAGGUGCUUAUAGUGCUUCUUGUUAUUUCAUUUGGGGCUUUUAAGGUGGAUAUAUCAAAUUGGUCUCCUUUUGCUCCAAAUGGAUAUAAAGCAAUUAUUACGGGAUCUACAGUUGUUGCUUAUGCAUAUAACGGUUAUGAUGCAAUUACGAGCUCAGCUGAAGAGUCAAAAAGACCACAGAGGGAUUUGCCACUAGGCAUGCUUGUAUGUGUGCUAUCUUGUGUUGUACUGUAUAUUGGUGUAUGCUUGGUGAUAACUGGAAUGGUAUCAUACAAGUCGCUCGGUGUGGAUGCUCCAUUAGCUGAAGCUUUUGCCGCAAAGGGACUGAAAUUUUUUUCUGUUGUGAUCAGUACUGGUGCAGUUGCGGGCCUUACUACGAGCCUUCUUGGCCAAAUUUAUGCAACGUCACGUGUAUAUGUCGGGCUUGGAAGGGAUGGUCUAUUGCCAUCAUUCUUCGCUAAAGUGCACCCAACACGCCAUAUCCCUAAUCAUUCACAGGUUUGGGUUGGUACCAUUGCGGGAAUCAUGUCUGGUUUCUUUGAUGUGCAUCGUCUCUCUCAUAUUCUUUCGGUUGGUGGGUUGGCUAGCUCUUCCAUUGUUUCAGCCUGUGUUGUAACUCUUCGUCUAAAACACAAGGACACAAGGUUAGCCUACAUGAUGGGGAUAACAACAUACCAGAAGGGUGUCAUCUGCCUUCUUGGAGUCGCUUCUUGUGGCUUCCUUGCUGGGCUUUCCUGUCAAUCCAAUGUCUCAAGUAUCAGUAUUUUGGCAGUAGUUGUGAUGGCAGUGCUAUUUGCGAUAGUUCUUCACUAUAACGAAGAAUUUACUGAGCCUUCUGGGUUCUCAUGCCCUGGAGUUCCCUUUGUGCCAUUGGUUUGCAUCUUCUUCAACUUGUUCUUGUUCGCUCAGCUUCAUUGGGAGGCUUGGGUCAGAUUUGUAGUCGUGAACAUUGUGAGCAUAGGCAUUUAUGCUGUUUAUGGACAACAUCAUGCCAAUGUGGCUGCUUCAGACCUUCAAUCCAUCCCCUACCAUAAACUCCCAUCAGGGGAAUCUCAGUAGUUUGUAACGGAUAUUAUUGGACUAAUGGGAAAAACGAUUGAAAAGUAUAUAAAUGCCAAUGUAUAUAAAAAUUGAUAUAUGUCGCAUUUGUCAAGAAGAAAGGGAUACAUACUAUAAGACUCUUUAUGUUGUGGUCCAUGAUCACAAUUAUACCUAGUUGUCAUGUCGGAAAUUGAGCGGCUAGGGAUGCUGCGAAGUUCAAAAAGAUUCUUCUUUGACCUUCAACAAUGUCCAUUGCCCCCCUGUUGGGAGGGGAGAAUCAAACUGAAGGUGAUUGUCAUCA
Molecule: messenger RNA, 3006 nt
Organism: Amborella trichopoda
Lineage: Eukaryota; Viridiplantae; Streptophyta; Magnoliopsida; Amborellales; Amborellaceae
Product: cationic amino acid transporter 9, chloroplastic
Biological process (GO): amino acid transport; spore germination; transmembrane transport
Cellular component (GO): membrane
Molecular function (GO): amino acid transmembrane transporter activity
Source: RefSeq, a predicted model, not a curated record